CCACAAGGAUUCACGCACAUCACUGUGUAUGUUAGAUAUCGCCAACGCGCGUGAGCUCACACUCACCGAACACUCAAAUGGGGCGCGCCACCACCUGCCUGGCCGCCUUGCUGCUCGCCGUCACCUUUCUGCUUCCCUCCGCCGCCACGGAGUCGCUCAAGGCCGUGCAGACGGACCAGGCGGUGACUAAGAGCGGGUCCUCCCCGCCGGUGCACUGCUGCAAACAGGAGGAGGAAGUGGUGGCCAAGCCUGCCCAGCUUAUUGUUGGCGAUCUAGCGGACUUGGCAUCAGCGGAGGAGCAAGGCCAGAAGCCUAGCUCUCACCGGAGUAACAAAAAGAAGAUCCACCACGACGACGACGAUGAUGACGAUGAUGGUGGUGGUGGUGGUGGUGGUGAUGAUGAUGAUCAUGAUGGCGACGACGACGACGACGACGAUGGUGGUGGUGGUGGUGGUGGUGGUGAUGAUGAUGGCGACGACGAUGAUGACGACGACGAUGAUGAUGGUGACGACGAUGAUAAUGAUGAUGGUGGCGACGACGAUGACGACAAUGGCCGACACCACUCGGGCCACGACUGUGACUCAGGCUCUGAUUGUGAUGGUGAUGACGACAACUCAAAGGGCAGGAAGAAGAAGCCCUCAGCUCCAGAGAAGAAGGGAGUCCUAGGAGGUAACCGGUAAGAAGAACGACAAGCUGCCUAAAGUGACCAUAUAUAUGGGCGUGCGAGCUUCCAUCGCCGUUCAAGUCAUUACUUGCUUCAAGAUCAUGAGAGCGAGCUUAUCUUUAAACAUGUAUUAGCCGUAAAACUCUGUACGCGCAUGCACUUUAAAGUUAUGUAUCUCGCUACAGCCUACGGACAAUGAAGUCUCUGCAUACAAAUAAACGCAUCACUCGGUAUUAUGCCCUCUGUUUAUAAACAUAAGACGUUUUGGCAGUUCAAUCAAACAUCUUACACUUAGGAACAGAGGUAUUACCUACUAUGUGCACUGCCAACAUCAGGGGAUCCGGACUGUAGCGGCAACCGUGUUAAAGGAAUAUGCCAAUAAAGGAAAAUGGCAAUCAUGUUACAUUUUUUAUUUUAGAUUAGAAACAGGGAGUGUUUUGUCAAGACUGGUCUUGGGAACAAAAAAAAAGCUCUAAACAGUUGUGCUGUUUUAAAAAAAAGGUUUAAACAGAUGGAGCAGCAUGAAACAGAGCGAGUGAGCAUGCAGUACAAAGCUGCGUUUGUUUUUUUGAGAACCGCGUGAAUAAAUGCCAGGCCCAUAACCCUGGCUGGGCUGGGCUGGGCUGGGCCGAAUCACCAAAGAAAGCCCUCGGUCCAGCUGCGUGAGAGGAAAAGGAGCCGACCGACAUCGCCGGCGGGAGGAGGACAAAAUGCUGGCGGAGAUGGCGCACCUUGUUCCGGGCCACAUUUCUGCCAGCACAGGAAGGAGGAGGCCGACGGCGAGCACAGCAGGCCAAGGCGCCACGCCACGCCACGCCGACGUACGGCCUGGCGGCCGCGCGAGGCCGUCCGGGUGGGGCGCGAGAGCUUCAGAGCAAAAUACACAGACUCUUUUGGAGGUGGAAGUGAUAUAUCUCCAUUCUCCAGAAAGGACAUGAUUGAUGACACGAGUGGCCGCUCAUUUGGGCUGUCUUGAACACACAAAAGUCCAAUAUGGAUGCACCGUACAGUUUCAUCAGGCUGGGGGUUCAUGGUUGUUGGCAUCUUGUUAUUCUAGCCUAAGGAGACUUUGUUUUGUCGCCCCUGAUGUUCACAGUCCACUUCUUCCGUCGCAAAUGUAUUACUCAGAAAUGAUUUUUCCACUGGAUCGGAGGAGGGGAAGGCACGACCAUAUAUACUCGUUAAGAUGGCAAGGCUGGAGCAACCCUGUACAAGGUGCACGCCUGGGUGUUACUGGAGCAGAGAACAUAUUUGGCCAAAGAAGCAAGAAGAGGAAGAAUGGCUAUGUAGCAUGUGCACGGGUAACCCUGGCAGGAGCGGUUAAUUGCAUACACUGUAGGUGGAAAAUUGCAACGGGUGAGUACAUCUUAGUCUGGACGAUCCGACACCGACCACGAUUCUGAUUCAGACUCCGACCAUGAUUCCCACUCCGACCACGACUCUGACCAUGACGACGAUGACAACUCAAAGAGCAGGAAGAAGAAGCGCUCAGCUUCAGAGAAGAAGGGAGUCUUGGGAGGUAACCAGUAAGAAUAACGACGAGCUGCCUAAAGUGACCAUAUGGGCCGGUGUGCGCGAGCUUCCUUCGUCCUUCAAGCCAUUAGUUGCUUCAAGAUCAUGAGAGCGAGCUUCUCUUUAUGUGUUAUACAAAUAUUAUUAAUUGCAAAACUCUAUAUACAUAUGCACUUUUAAAA
Aegilops tauschii subsp. strangulata is the source of this 2358-nucleotide messenger RNA. RefSeq lists its product as uncharacterized. The record is from RefSeq and is a predicted model, not a curated record. Lineage: Eukaryota; Viridiplantae; Streptophyta; Magnoliopsida; Poales; Poaceae.